Messenger RNA from Hibiscus syriacus, 2127 nucleotides. RefSeq names its product CDT1-like protein a, chloroplastic. Lineage: Eukaryota; Viridiplantae; Streptophyta; Magnoliopsida; Malvales; Malvaceae. Gene Ontology annotation, cellular component: nucleus. The coding region runs from base 99 to 1892 and encodes 597 amino acids. The transcript has 7 exons. Gene Ontology annotation, molecular function: DNA polymerase binding; DNA binding. The record is from RefSeq and is a predicted model, not a curated record. Gene Ontology annotation, biological process: regulation of DNA-templated DNA replication initiation; DNA replication preinitiation complex assembly; DNA replication checkpoint signaling.
AAACCCUCUUAUAUACUCCCACCCUUUCUUCCUCUGCCGUAUCUAAAGCCCCUUCCGUUAUUCCGCCUGUUUACUGUAUCCUCUGUAAAUUCUCAACUAUGGAUUCCUCAGAUUCUCUCAAAUCAACCCCUUUGAAAUCCAAAGCUUCUCGGAGCCUGACCUUGAAAUCGCCCGUUUCCAAAACCCCAGAAAAGCACUCCUCCCAUCUCCCCAACCGUGCUCGGAACCGUGGUGUCGCCCUCUCUAUCAAGGAGAUCCGGCAAGUGGCUCAGACCCGAUCCAAUGCUCCGACCGACCAGAUCAAGUCGGCCCGAAAACAGAUCUUGUCCUGUCCCGCCGAAUCUCCUCCACCCAAAGCCUCCAGUGGCCGUCCCGAUAAACUCCCUGAAAAGUACGAGAUAUUGUGCGAGUUUUACAAUAGCUUAGAUUCUGCAAUCCGGCUUCUAAGAUCGAAGGGGCCAAUGCCGACUAUUACUAAUAUCAGCCCCAAAAUAGAGUGUUUAACUGAUAGGAGGUUUUCAUACGGUCACUUGGCCCAAUUGAAGCAUAUUUUACCGGAGGCGAUUGAGAUAAAAAGAGUGCUUGUGUUUGAUGAGAUGACUAGUUGCAUGAAACCUGAUCUCCACGUUAGCAUCAUUCUGGAUGCGAUUGACUUUGGAGACAACUCAAAAUCUGAGACUAAGAAUCAGAAGUUAAGGAAGGUUUUUCGAGCUCGGCUUGUGGACUAUAGCAAGGCGCACCCUGAGUGUGAUGAAAUUCCAGAAGAAGAUCUACCAGAGCCAUUCAAUCGGUCAAAGCAGAAUUUGCAACUGAAAAUGAUCAAAGGACCUUUGUCAUCUGAUGCGUCAGCAGUUCAAGGUGAAGUUUUUCAAGAGGAAGUAAAACCACAGCCGCCAUCCAAUGGGAAAAAAUCCAAUUCGAAGCUAGCUCUCCAGACUUCACCUGGUGAAGUUAAUGACCAGCUACCUGUGGUAGCAUCACAUGUAUCUAGAUCGUUUAGAAAGUGCUUUUCCCUGAAAAACUCAAGCAAGGCUCAGGAAACUGUGCAAAAAUGUUCAAAUUUUCACGUUCCAGAGAUGCAUGCUGACAGAGUUGCCUCCAGUGGUGACACUGCCUUUGUUCCAACACCAUCCCCAACUAAGUUUUUAUCUAAACCAACUACCAGUGAAACACAUCCCAAAAAUUGCCUCCCUGCAACUCCAGUCAAAGAGUUAAAUCCGUUGAAAACUGCAGAUGAGUCCCCCAUGAAAACUGGCAGUAUUCAGUCUACUCCUGUGAAAUUCGCUUCAACUCCUGCGAGGCUAAUGACUGCCACACCUACUCUACAACCACAGAAGAGAUGUUACAUGAGCCCAGAUGAGGUUUCUGCUACUUCAUCAAACAAGUUGGUACGCAGACCACCACGAACUAGGUCCUUGAAAUUUGACGCCCCUAUGAAGGAAGAGAAGAUUGUUGAUGAAGUGCAUGAGAUGGCAGGCAAACCAGUUGAUAAUGAUGAAGAUGAUGUUCUUUCUAUUUUGCCUGAAAGCCUUCGGAAUUCAAUAAAGGAGAAAGAGAGGAAAGCAAUGGAAGAGCGAGAUCCAGCAAUCUCACAAGCAAAGAGACGACAACGAAUGAUUGCCUGCCUGCCUAAGCUCUUCAACAUGGUCCAUUAUCUAUUCCAGUCCAUAAAGCGCUCGGUUAUUACCAAAGAGGAGCUAAUGCACAAACUAAUUGCUGGCCAUUGUGAUAUUGCUGAUAGAGGAGAAGUUGAAGAACAGUUAAAACUGUUGCAAGAGCUGGCUCCAGAAUGGAUAUAUGAAAAGAUGGCCUCUGCUGGGGAUUUACUUGUUUGCAUCAAUAAAGUGUCAAGCGCAGAGUCAAUUCGAAAACGUCUCCAAGAGGCAAAAUAGGUUGAAAAUGAGUAAUAAUCAGCGCCCUGUUUCAUUAAAUUAUUCAUAGCGACACCUGGAGUUUGAACUUUGAAGUUUAUGUCAAGGUUCAGUUUUUGUAAACAAAAUAGAUGCAUGUAUAACCAUAUUUAUGUAUUUAAAUGGUAUGUGAUGCUAAGAUGAAAGCUACUAUUGACUCUGAUCCGCCAUGUUAAUAUAAGCGCUUCCCUUGACUCCUUUUGAACUGUGUUGCAAU